Molecule: messenger RNA, 2659 nt
Organism: Bufo gargarizans (Asiatic toad)
Lineage: Eukaryota; Metazoa; Chordata; Amphibia; Anura; Bufonidae
Product: KIAA2013 ortholog
Exons: 4
Coding region: 308-2134 (608 amino acids)
Source: RefSeq, a predicted model, not a curated record
GCGGAGGAUGCUGGGAGCGUCCUAGUUAUCGCGAUUGCUGGUGGUGACCGGUGACACUUCCGUGUUGUUGUGGUGACAGCUGCGAGUAAGAAAGGAGGAAGAGGUCACCGGGCUUCAUGCGGGGGAGUGGGCCCUGGAGGAUCUGGACUUGCAUGUACUGCAGUGAUGCUGGAAGGAUGACCAUUUUGGAGACCUUUCCCACAAUGACCCAACACUUUGACACAUGACUUGGUGAUUUAACUUCUCUUCCUCCUUUCUUCUUUCAAACCUUCAUUUCUUAAGAAGUCAUCUCCAGACUGAAUUCCAGAUGUGGUUACAUCAGAGGCUCAAAGGUUUCCCAGGACUGCUGUCCAGCAGCUGGGCACGCCGCAUCCUUGCUGCCCUGGGUUUUCUUCUGAUAAUCUACUGGUAUAUGUCUACUGGAUCCUUGUUCAGAUCCUUGUGGUAUUCAGGUCAGCCGCGAAGUGGCCCUGGGGCUUGUCUACAGACACAGACUAAGCAGUGGAAGACCUUGUUGGACAAGGGGGACUUAAUGAUAGUCUCCUUCCCAGGAGAGGAAUCUAACUUGCAGGGGCCGGCCAUUGUUGGAAAUGGAUUUAUGCUGGUUGAUGUCCGCAAGAAUACUUUAUGGGUAUCUUCUGUGACUGUACCGUUUCGUAUGACGGACUAUUCCCUGGUGACCUCUGUGAAGAGCUCAGGGGUAGCGGCAGAAGUUCAGGCCACUGCUGUCUUCUAUAGAGAAGGUUUGAUAAGGACUGUUCGCUGUAUGCAAAUGGAGUUGACGGACUCCCACCGUGACUGUGUCUCCGUCCGUGAAGACUACUUUGCACACAGGAACCGACCACACCUAUACAUUCAGAGGAUCCACGUUUCCAACCCCAGCGACAGGGUGGUGGCUUUUGAUAUUUCUUCCCAGAAGCCACCUGCUGGAGCCAAGUUUUCCACUAGCAUAGAGAAGAUGCAGGACAGACAGUUCCUUCUCUCCUCUGGACGGGUGUCGUUAGAAGAUGGGAAAAGUAUCCUGGUCGUGAUUGCAACUAAAAAGUUGGUGAACCGAGUGCAGGUCAGCCCCAGGUCCGAAUUUGAUGAAACCGUUCUCUCCGUCAUCUAUACCUCUGAACCCAUAGACUCAGGAAAGUUGGAGGAGAGCUUUAGUAAACUACGAGAGUCUGCAAAGAAAGAGAUGCUGGAGGUGAUGCACAUGAGGGCUGACGACCUCUACAAUGAGCAUCAACAGAUCUGGUCAGAUUUAUUUGUUUCAGGCAUUGAAAUGAGAAAGAUCAAGGAUGCACAUACUCCCUCCAGCGAUACCAUCAACAUCACACUUUACUACAUUCUCUCCUGCUCCCCAGCUCCUCUGGUAGACCCCCUCAUAAGCAACGAAGAAAGAGAUAAGAUGGAGCUGUCUCUGAAUUAUGCCGACCAUUGCUUUAGUGGCCAUGCUACUAUGCAUGCAGAGAAUCUGUGGCCUAGCAAGCUGAGCGGGAUUACGCAGCUUGUACAACUCUGGGAGCUGUGGAAACUAACGUUACAGAAAAGAGGCUGCAAAAGCCUGGUAUCGGCAGGUGCCCACGGGCUUAUGCAGGGAAUGCUUCUCAGCUUUGGUGGUCUGCAGUUCACCGAAAACCACCUGCAGUUCCAAUCUGACCCUCACGUUCUUCACAACAGCUACUCCCUACGAGGCAUACAUUAUAACAAGGACCUUAUUAACUUGGCCGUCCUUCUUGACCAAGAAGAGAAGCCCUUUCUGCACGUUUCAGUGAAAUUCCAGGACAAGCUGGUGAAACUUUACGCUUGCGAAGCCGGGUGUUUACAGGAACCGGUAGAGCUGACCUCUGAGCUCCGAGGACAUGUAUUUCCUGUGAUGGUCACCCGGCCGUUAACCCCAUUGCUUUACAUCUCAACAGAACUGACCCACUUGCAGGACUUGAGACACACUCUACAUCUGAAGGAGAUCCUGGGCCAUGAAGAGCACAUGGCCAAACAGUACCCAGGCCUGCCAUUCCUGUUCUGGUUCAGUGUGGCCUCUCUGAUCACCCUCUUCCACCUCUUCCUAUUUAAGCUCAUUUACAAUGAGUACUGUGGUCCGGGUGCCAAGCCGCUCUUCAGGAGUAAGGAAGAUGAAAAUGUUUGACAGCACAUAAUGAUGCAAAAAUCCCCAGCUCAACCAGAAGAGGCCGCUCUGCUGCAAAACCCCAACAAACCCGUCUCGCGGUGUAACCAAAAUGCACCCUUCCAACUGCUGUGUGUGAAGAUCUGAAGCCACUUGGGAAAUCCUUAGUAACCACCUAGUAUAUGCGCAAUAUGAAUGUCACCUCGUUGGUACUUGGAACAAGGGACCACGAUGAGGCACAAGGCAUAAAGUGCCUCAUCGUGAUUCCUAAUUACCAGUAAAGCAAUAUGCUAAUUAGAUAUGUAAUAAAAUGUCCAUGAUUGAUCCAAAUGGUUUUCUCGUUAAAGAAAAGUUUACAGUGAAAUCUGUUCUUAUUUAAUUUUAUGAAUACAGUGAUAACUGUAAUAGUAUCGCCCAGACUGUACCAAUCUGGCACAAGCCAAGGCCUACAAGAGGUAUCAAACAUCCUGUUGAUUGAAGUGAUAUUGUUUGGAUUGAGGGUUUUUUGUAAAUUUUGUAUUUAAUUAAAUCCACCGUUUUAAAAUA